This is a messenger RNA of Brassica napus (rape), 5815 nucleotides long. Its product is annotated as high affinity nitrate transporter 2.3-like. The record is from RefSeq and is a predicted model, not a curated record. Bases 747 to 2357 code for a protein of 536 amino acids. Gene Ontology annotation, biological process: cellular response to nitrate; nitrate transmembrane transport. Gene Ontology annotation, molecular function: nitrate transmembrane transporter activity. Gene Ontology annotation, cellular component: plant-type vacuole membrane; plasma membrane. NCBI's taxonomy places the organism in Eukaryota, Viridiplantae, Streptophyta, Magnoliopsida, Brassicales, Brassicaceae. The transcript has 3 exons.
AGUAUUUUACAGAAUUUACGAGUAAAAACACUGUAAAGUUCAAAAUAAAACAAUUUUUCUUUCUCUUAUUCAUUUUUACUCAAAAUCAUUAAAUUUCGUCAAACAAAAAGUGUAAAGAUACUACAAAAUCUUCCAACUUUACGGAGGUUGCUUGAAAUUUUGUCAUUAAAUUUGAUAAAACCUCACGGUUCCUGGAAUAUAUAUAUAUAAAUCUUUACCUUUCUUAUUAAGAAACAAAAUAACUAAAUCAAAAACCCAUAAACCGCAUUAAUCUGAAGAGAAUUAAUAUAUUUUCGGGUUAAUCAAUUCUCUAACAAGUUCUUGCAUCGCGUUGUCGGGCAAAACUCAAAAUAUAAAUAUGGUACACGUAUGAAACGUACGUAAGUAAAUGAUCAAGCACGUAUUAUUAGCAGCUACAUUAUGCAUGACGAAUAUGUUUAGUUCUCAAAUUCUAAAACUGAUAAGCCUUUCCUCCGCCAUUAAUAAUCAAAGUUAGAAGUCAUAUAUAAUUAAAUGCUGCUAUCAUCCAACAUUAAUUGUUUUUAAUCAUAAUUUGGUACUUUUUCUUCUGUUAUUCAAAUCUCAUCUUUGGACCCAUCUUACCCUACCCACCAGUUGAUAUUCCCUCCGGCUCUAUAUAUAGUUAGCAUUUGUCAAUCUCCCAAUCACACCAAACACACAAAAAGAGCAAUAAACCUUCUCUUCUCACCCACUCAGAGUCUUUCAUCUCACUCUCAAACCCUAAAAUGGCUUCUAAUGAAGAAGGCUCUAUUGGAACCUCCAUGCAUGGAGUCACAGCAAGAGAACAAGUCUACUCCUUCUCCGUAGAUGCUUCAUCCCAAACCCUCCAAUCAGACGAUCCAACCGCUAAGUUUGGCCUUCCGGUUGAUUCCGAACACCGAGCCAAAGUGUUCAAGCCACUCUCAUUUGCUAAACCUCACAUGAGAGCCUUUCACUUAGGAUGGAUCUCAUUCUUCACUUGCUUCAUCUCAACCUUCGCAGCGGCACCAUUAGUCCCCAUCAUCCGUGAUAACCUCGACCUGACCAAAACUGACGUCGGAAACGCAGGAGUUGCCUCCGUCUCCGGUGCCAUUUUCUCAAGGUUAGCCAUGGGAGCCGUUUGCGACCUCCUCGGUGCACGGUAUGGAACCGCCUUCUCCCUCAUGCUAACCGCUCCAACCGUCUUCUCAAUGUCGUUUGUGACCGGUCCGGUUGGAUACUUAGCCGUCCGGUUCAUGAUCGGCUUCUGCCUGGCCACAUUUGUAUCGUGCCAGUACUGGACCAGCGUCAUGUUCAACGGCAAGAUCAUAGGUCUAGUCAACGGAUGUGCUGGCGGGUGGGGCGAUAUGGGCGGUGGAGUUACUCAACUACUCAUGCCAAUGGUCUUCCAAGUCAUAAGGCUCGCUGGAGCCACUCCAUUCAUGGCUUGGCGCAUAGCAUUCUUCAUCCCUGGCUUUCUUCAAGUCGUAGUGGGAGUUCUUGUCCUCACUCUUGGCCAAGAUCUCCCCGAUGGUAACCUCAGUACCCUUCAGAAGAGUGGUCAAGUUUCUAAAGACAAAUUCUCCAAGGUUUUCUGGUUUGCGGUGAAGAACUACAGAACAUGGAUUCUGUUCGUUCUUUAUGGAUUUUCCAUGGGAAUUGAAUUAACUAUCAACAACGUUAUCUCCGGAUACUUCUUCGACAGGUUUAACCUAAAGCUUCAAACAGCCGGUAUUGUAGCAGCCAGUUUCGGAAUGGCAAACUUCUUCGCCCGUCCCUUCGGUGGCUACGCAUCUGAUCUAGCAGCCCGGCUUUUCGGCAUGAGAGGCCGGUUAUGGAUCUUAUGGAUCUUUCAAACAGUAGGAGCACUCUUUUGCAUCUGGCUAGGUCGUGCUAGUUCCCUUCCCAUAGCGAUUUUAGCAAUGAUGCUCUUCUCAGUUGGUACACAAGCCGCUUGUGGAGCCCUCUUCGGUGUUGCACCUUUCGUCUCACGCCGCUCACUAGGGUUGAUAUCGGGACUAACUGGCGCGGGAGGAAACUUUGGUUCCGGUUUGACUCAGCUGCUUUUCUUCUCAACUUCUAAGUUUAGUACAGCGGAUGGACUCUCGUUGAUGGGAGCUAUGGCGGCUUUGUGCACCGUCCCGGUUGCGUUUAUACAUUUUCCGCAAUGGGGAAGCAUGUUUUUGAGACCGUCGAGUGAUGGAGAAAGGUCGAAGGAGGAGUAUUAUUAUAGCUCUGAGUGGACAGAGGAAGAGAAACGACAAGGGUUGCAUGAAGGAAGUAUCAAGUUUGCUGAGAAUAGUCGGUCUGAGAGAAGCAGGAAAGUAGCUUUGGCUGAUUUUCCGACACCGGAGACAGGAACUCCAACUCAUGUCUGAAGACAAAUCACAAGAGAUGUUUACUUAUUAUAUAUAUAACCAUUUAGUCGUUUCAUUAUAUUCCUGUUGUAAUGUAACUUAUAUGUAGUGAGUAAGAUCUUUGCUUUGAGUAGGUAAGGUUCGAUGAGCUCGGUACUUAGUAAUGUUGUUUCAAUGAAAGGGAAAAUAUUCUACAACUCUUUUUAUAUAACAAAGAAAAGCUUUUCGUUAGUCAGAUGUUUUAAGAGUGCAUAUGAAGAAAACAUUAUGAACAUAGACUACGGUAGAAGCAAUUGAAAGACUUGAGUUAUCUUCAAACUAUAUUAACAGAUGAGACCAAAAGAAUCUAAAGAGAAUGUGAGAAACUAAUAAACUUGAAAACCUGAUGUUGACUUAGGUUAUCUUUGAGUUAAAGAAACUACCUGUCUCAGAUUUGCUUCAGGAGCUUUGCAGCACCAAGAAUCGUGGCUACAAAUUGCUAUAGAAGCAACCGUUUCAGCUAAAUUGCAAACACACCAAGAAUCACUUAUUACUUAUUAGCUUUAAUAAAAUUGAGUAAAAAACAUAAAAUCGUCAAAAAAAAUCCUGCAAUAACACCACCAAAAACCGUUCUUUGUUUAAGAAUCUAUGUUGUCCAAUGUUGUACCAUGGUUCUAACUAGAUAUGUUAAGAAGAGAUUAGGAUUAGUGACCCACGAAAAAAAAGAAGGUUUCCUCACACAAUUGAGGCUUUACUUAUUGUGAAUGUAUCGGUUUAAGAUAAAUUAAGAACAUGGCAUCGAUUAAACCAUGUGUCUACCUCUGCGUUCCUAUAAGAAGAUAAAAUUCACAUUAAUUUAUCUAAGAUGUUUCAAGGUAUAUGCAUUUAGAAACCAUUGAUGCCAUGUUCAUAUCUUGACUUCCCGUGGUAAUAGGUUGGCUCAACCUCGAUGAAACGUGGUUUUGUAAAGAUAUGUGAAGCAUAGAUUAGGACCAAAGAAAAAGAAGGAUUGUGUCACACAUUCAAGACCUCAGUUGUAUGUAUGUAAGGCCGUAAGGGGGUUUAGAAAAAUUAACAAGGCAACGAUGUUUUAGUUCUAAAUGUAAUUUAUGUGUUUGCGUCUGCAUCUGCGUUUAUAUGAGGAAAGUCUCACAUGUUUGAUAUAUAAAUAUUGUAAUAUACUUUUGCUAAUGGUAAACCAGACAAACAUCAUUUCCAUUUGCGUCUAGCCUUUAAGUUUACAAUGAACAAGCUGUUUAAAGGGUUGGUUCAUUUGAAAAAUAAGUUAUAAACUGAAUCCUCAAGUAACUUUUUACAGUUGUGCUUUACAUGUUCGAUGCAAUCGAGUUCUGUUCUUUCUAUGCAAUCCAUAAUGUUGAGAAUCUGACGCUGAUGUAAAUAAGAAAUUCAUUCUCGAAGAUGAUCAUGAUGAUUGAUCAUGAACAUGUUAGGUCUUAUCGAAAAAUUCCGUCAGCUUUCGUGUUCUAUUUCAUCUUGUAGAUAGACUGUAGAAUGUAGCUAGUCAGAUUUACGAGUGUACAAUUGGGAAGAGUUAUCCUUGUAAAUAGAUAAAAGCUGAUUUUACUUGGAAGUUGAAGACCUCCAUACAAGUAAAUGAAUUGUUUUUCAUCUGAUAUGAUGUAUCAUCAAGAUCUUCAUCAUACCAUUAGCUUUGUAGUUUACAAUAUAAAUACAUAGAUGCAUAUGCAAUUUAACUAUGCGUAUUUUUAAUUUUUUUCGCUAUGUGCAACAAAUUUUUUUUGCCUUAAUAAGAAAUGUGGCAUUACAUGUUCCCUAACCUUGAUUUUUGAGAUAUUGAUGAGUUCAUAUUCGACACUUAUUUUUUCAAGUGUCCUUAUUUAUAAUGAAAUGCAACUCCAAUUUGUUUUUGCUAGUUUAAAGUCUCAUGCAUGCUUUGUAUGUUGACGUUUUUGUUAUACAAUGUUUUAAAUUAAUGGAUUCUCGUACGUCUUAAUCUAUUGUUUUAUCUGACUAUUUAAUUUUAUAUAUAUUUUAAAACUAAGAAAGUUUAAAUUGAAAUAUAUGUAUGUAUUAGAUUUGUAUUGUUUAUAAUAUUUUGUAAAUGUUUUGGAUGAUGCAUUGAUGCCACAUAUAUACUCGUUCAUAUAAAUAAUUUAUGCAACCUAGGCUAAAAACUUAAUAUACAAGUUUAAUCAUUGACCCAUAUUUGUCAAGUCAACCAUAUCGUCUGGUCUGGGAGGAAGAUUAAACCAAACCAUCAAUUACGUUAUGUCUCCGUUUAAUGUAUUCAUAUUGGAUUUGAAGUGUUUUUCCAACGAAGAAGAAACUUCAUCGUCCUUUCAUCACCCACUCAUUGUAAAAGAAUUUUGGAAAUUAGUGUAUAGAAAAAAGAAGGGAAAUUGCACCUCAUACACUACACUUUUAUCCUAAUUAACCAAACACCCUAAAUCUCACAAUGUUAUACUUUUUUCCAUAGAGACAAAUGAGUCAAAUCAUAGGUAUUUUCAUUUGUUUAGGGUUUUCAACAGAUUGACUCUAGAAAGAAAUCAAAUCAAAUAUAAAUUUCACAAAGUACCAAAGAGAGAAAAAAAUGUGAAGAUGAAGACAGAAAAAGGGCAAAGGGCUAUGGCAUUGGCUCCUAGAAAGGCUUCAUGUCUUUCUCUUUUCCUCCCUUUUUCAAUUUGAUUUUUUAAUUAUUUUCUCUUGUUGUGGACCUCAUCAUUACCUCCUUGUGCAAGAAGGUGUUGUUGUGAAUAGACCCUAUGUCUUGUAUACUUUUAUGUCUAUCCACAUGGUCAAUUUUUUGUGGAGCAAUGAUAAUAACCGAAGCGAUAAUUCGAAUGAAUCAAAUAGUUUGAAUAUGAUUUAUGUAUAUCACUGGCCGACGUGAUGGAAGGUCGAUCCUCAAUUAGUAAAAUUCAAUAGGUUUAUCUCCUAUUUACUAAAAAUCUUGAUAAUAAAAAGCUAUAAUAGCGUUAAAGAAAAAUCUAAAUUGUUAUAAAAUGGUUGGAAUUAGAAAGGAAAAAAUAAGAGACCAUCAUUUUCAGAUACAUGUUAUAAAAAAAUCUCACAUUAUUAAAAGCGUUGGGGACUUACAAUGCCAUAUGGUAUCACUUAUUUCUUAAGAGAUCAAAAUAGUUGGUAUUCGAGAUUGAAGUUAAAACUAUUCUUAUUGCACACGCGUAUCAAAGGACAGCAACACUAAAAACGGUUAUUCAUUAGAAGAAGUUGCAUUCGAUCCGAAACUGAUGGAUCUAUGCUUUAUGAGAUUUAAUCAAAACUUAGUGUCAAUGUUUCAUAAGUUUCCUUCCUAAUCGUUGUUAGUUGUUUAUGAGAUGAAACUAGCCCUGCGACUUUUGUCUGAACCCAACGGGCCGAACCGAGCCGAACCGAAAUUUUUGAUUUUCGGUUCUGUUUUGGUUUUGAGUUCGGUUUAGUUCGGUGGGAUUUUGAAAAGUAAUUUGUUUUUCGGUUCGGUUCGGUUCAAUUUUUAUUUUCAAAAAAAAAAUUAAAAAACC